Penicillium samsonianum is the source of this 432-nucleotide messenger RNA. RefSeq lists its product as uncharacterized. The transcript has 2 exons. The coding region runs from base 1 to 432 and encodes 143 amino acids. Lineage: Eukaryota; Fungi; Ascomycota; Eurotiomycetes; Eurotiales; Aspergillaceae. Gene Ontology annotation, biological process: carbohydrate metabolic process. The record is from RefSeq and is a predicted model, not a curated record.
AUGCACCUAUGUUCCACUCAUACAUUAUGGGGGAAACCGGCCCCGUUACAUUUAUUACGGUACUCAAGUACUCCUACCUUGAAGGAACUCGGUUACCAUGUCAUCGACAGUAGUAUUGACACAGGAGAUUUCGAAUUCGGUGACGCAGAGAGGAGCCUUGAAGAAUUCAAAGAUAGGAUGCAGCAUGGAGGUACAAUUACUCUCGCAUAUGACGUCCUUGGUCAUACUGUUCACUGGCUGAUUCCACGAAUGUUGGAAGCUAUUCAUGACAGCAAGCUAACCCCGGUUACUGUUGGAGAUUGCUUGGGUCAUCCAAAAACGAACUGGUAUCGAACGAUAACUCCUGUUCAGGGUGAGGAACGACCGUCGUUCCUCCGCCAAGAGGCAAGUGUCCUCAAGAACAACAUCGACAUCUCGAGGGAAGAGUUAUAA